AUGUUUUUCAAGUCGUUCGCUUCUCUCACUUUGCUUGUUUCUGCCGCCUGCGGCUCUGCGGUUCCUGCUUCCAGCAAGAACACGAUGGUCAUGAACAACAAGCUGGGCCUCAAAGGAAAGUCUGCCGGUGCCGUGUACUUCAUUACGAAUGAACCUAGUGGCAACUUUGUCGUGUCUGCGGACAUCAAGAGCGACGGUACCCUGACACUUGCCAGGGCCGUAAGCGCAGACGGUCGUGGGCAGCAUGGCAAUGACAGCCCCGCUGCGGAAGGCCCAGAUGGUCUUUUCUCUCAAGCCUCCAUCAAGGCGUCUCAAAACGGCAAAGUCUUGGCAACCGUCAACCCUGGAUCCAACACUAUCGCGGUGUUUGCCAUCAAUGCAAAGAACCCGUCGGUAAUUGACAUGAUUGGCGGGCCCGUAUCUACCGAAGGGGAAUUCCCCAUGUCAAUUGCUUUCAAUGAGGCGGGAAACAAAGUCUGCGUCCUCAACGGAGGUCAAGUGAACGGAGUAAACUGCUACAAGGUCGAUCCCAAAGACGGGCUCGAGGCGAUCCCGGGCACUCUCCGCUCCCUUGGUUUGAACCAGACCACACCAGCCACCGGUCCUGCGGGGACCACCUCACACCUCCUCUUCAGCUCGGACGAGAAGUCCCUCAUGGCCUCCGUCAAAGGCGUUCCGCCCCAGCCCGGUUUCAUCGCCGUCUGGUCUGUCAAUGACGACAACUCACUCUCGCCCAAUUUCACCAAGGUCGCGCCCGCAGCCGGCGGCCUGCUUCCGUUUUCGAUGACCCCUAUACCCGGCAAGAACGCGCUGCUCGUGACCGACCCCGGCCUCGGCUUCGACGUGUUCGACAUGUCCAACGUCCAGGCCGGCGGUAGCUCGCAGAGCACGGUCAAUGCCACCGGCCAGAGCAGCGCGAACCCAAUUUCCGGACAGAGCGCGACGUGCUGGAGCAGUUUCAGCAACAAGACAGGGAGCUUCUAUCUCAUCGACAUCGGGACCGCAAUGGUGACGGAGGUUAACGUUGACUCCAACCUGAACGGCACCAUCGUCAAGCAAUACGCGCAGACUGCGAACUCCGGGCCCAUCGACAACACCGUCGCCACCGUGAACGGUAAAGACUUCCUCUACGUCCUUGGCGCCAACGCGACCCAGAUUGACGUCCUUUCUCUCAACGCCCCCGGUCAAGCGAAAGGCAUCCAGACCCUGGAUAUUGCCGGUCCGUCAAAGAAGGCCGGGCUCACGGUCAACCGUCUCAACCUGCAAGGCAUGACCGCGUUCAUCAAGAACUGA
Molecule: messenger RNA, 1293 nt
Organism: Punctularia strigosozonata HHB-11173 SS5
Lineage: Eukaryota; Fungi; Basidiomycota; Agaricomycetes; Corticiales; Punctulariaceae
Exons: 9
Coding region: 1-1293 (430 amino acids)
Molecular function (GO): 6-phosphogluconolactonase activity; protein binding
Source: RefSeq, a predicted model, not a curated record